AUGCUCAACAUGAGCGAGGAGCACGCCAAGGGCCUGGAGGCGCCGGGCAGCCCCGCGGGCACGGCCAGCUCGCUCUCGCACGUGGACUCGGACUCGGACGCGCCCUCGUCGCCCGCCGGCUCGGAGGGGCCCCCGGCGGCCCCGCGCCAGGGCGGCGGCAAGGGCGAGGCGGGCGAGGCGGACGAGCGCUUCCCCGCCUGUAUCCGCGACGCCGUCUCGCAGGUGCUGAAGGGCUACGACUGGAGCCUGGUGCCCAUGCCCGUGCGCGGCAACGGGGCGCUGAAAGCCAAGCCGCACGUCAAGCGGCCCAUGAACGCCUUCAUGGUCUGGGCGCAGGCCGCCCGCCGCAAGCUGGCCGACCAGUACCCGCACCUGCACAACGCCGAGCUCAGCAAGACGCUGGGCAAGCUCUGGCGUUUGCUAAGUGAAAGCGAAAAGCGCCCGUUUGUGGAGGAAGCCGAGCGCCUGAGAGUUCAGCACAAAAAGGACCACCCUGAUUAUAAGUACCAGCCACGCCGGAGGAAAAGCAUCAAAGCAGGCCAGAGCGAUUCUGACUCCGGGGCUGAGUUGGGCCAUCACGGCGGGAACCAGAUUUACAAAGCAGAUGCUGGUUUGGGGCCCAUGAGUGAACCUCACCACCACACUGACCACUCAGGGCAGACUCACGGGCCGCCUACCCCGCCAACCACUCCCAAGACGGAUCUUCACCAUGGGAGUAAGCAAGAACUGAAACAUGAAGGGCGCCGCCUAGUGGAAAGCGGAAGGCAGAACAUAGACUUCAGCAAUGUGGACAUCUCAGAACUGAGCAGCGAGGUGAUCAACAAUAUGGAGGCCUUUGAUGUACAUGAGUUUGACCAGUAUUUGCCACUCAAUGGCCACUCUGCCAUCACAGCUGACCAUGGGCAAAACUCUACAGCAGGUUCUUACGGGACUUCCUAUUCUCAUUCCACUAACGGCAGCAGCAGUGGAGCGGCUGCAGUCUGGACUCACAAGAACCCUUCCUCAGCGUCCCCUUCCUCCACUGAAACUGGUCAGCAGAGGCCUCACAUCAAGACGGAGCAGCUUAGCCCAAGCCAUUACAGCGACCAGUCUCACAGCUCUCCUCCUCACUCUGACUACGGAUCUUACAGUGCCCAGGCAAGUGCCACGACAGUGUCCUCGGCCACGGCCUCCUUCUCCAGCUCUCAGUGUGACUACACAGACCUCCAGAGUUCCAACUACUACAACCCAUACCCAGGCUACCCUUCCAGCAUCUACCAGUACCCUUACUUCCAUUCCUCUCGCAGACCCUACGCAACCCCGAUCCUCAACAGCUUAUCCAUCCCUCCUUCGCACAGCCCCACUGCAAACUGGGACCAGCCGGUCUACACAACUCUGACAAGACCUUGAGAAGGCUGAAGGAACUUUUUUUUUGAGGUCUUCCUCCUCCCACAAAAAAAACUUAUGCACUGCACAGAAAAAAAAAAUUGGACAGGAACAGUGUGAAAAUCCGUAUCAGAAUGUCAUUUCAUUGUCCCAAGUGCCUCCUUCUCUGUACAACUGGACGCCUUCUCCAAAAUCUUUAAAUUUUUGAAAGACAGAGUUCUAUUUUCUUUAUUAAUAAUUAAUAAUAAUUAAUAAAAACAUCCAGACUGAUUAUUCCUUUUGAAUACAUGAAGGACAGCUUUUUCUAACUCCUCUGUGAGGACUUGAAGAGAACGACAUAACUUGUAUGUAGGACAGUCCAGAAGAGAAAGUGGAGCUGAUCGAGCUGUUCAAAGGGUUUAUUGCAAUGGGAGUUUUAAGCCAGCCUAGGCAGAAAGAAUCAAUAUAGAUCUUUCUUUAAAUUUCUAACCAUACAAUUAACAAUACUGAAGGACCAUACAAGAAUCUUUUGGGACCAACCCAUCAACUAAUGUCAGAAUUCCCUCGCUGUAGUUGCCAGAGUUCUUCUAAUCAAGGUUUGGCUAUAAGUAGCAUUUUGUUUUGGAAGCUUAAAUAUCUGUGUGAAGCUCUUCCAAAAAAAGAGUGAUUUAAUUUUUUUGCUGUUGUUGUUUUAAGGUAAAUCUGUUAAAUAUGUAUUUAUGUGUUGUGUAAUUUUGUCUUCUUAAUUAAUGAAGUAAUUCUGUUCAAGAAGUAGAAUUUUAAAAGAGAUUUUAAAGGGGUUAAAUUAGUGGAGAUGACUCGAUGAGGUGGAUUUUUCUUCCCGAUUCAAAGAAAACACGGCAACAUUCAGUUUGUCUGAAAGUAAAACAAACAAAAAGACCCCCCCCCCCCAACCAACUAAUCAUAAAAGUAAAUUUAAAAUUAUCUUUUACAAUAAAGUAGUAAUGGAAGGUCUUGAUUGGCAGUAGGUGGAAACAGCUAUGGAUCAAUUUUGCAGCAUGCAUAAAUAAUUUUCAAUUAAGCAAUGCUUACUUAAUAGUAAUACCCAUGUAACAUUUAGAAAACAAGAUGUGUCUUGCAGGAUGAGACAAAACUCCAUGUCAUCCAGCGUUCUGUUUUCAAAAGCAGCCACUUGGGAGAUAAACGUGUGACACUACCCUCUCGGCCUUCUCUAAUAUUUAUAAUUCUGAGAUACGCUGCUUCUCAGCAUGGAGCACUUUGCUAUCAUGGCUCAUGGGUGUCCAUGAAUUUGUUUACUUUUUUUUUUUUUGAAAAUCCAACUAAACUAAUGGCCAUUGACAGCUUGUGAGGUAGUGAAUUCCUUAUUUUAUGAAGUACUUAAUUUUGUCAGUAUGACCGGCCCAUCAGAUUCAAUGAAUGGAUGCCUCAGGCUGUGUGAAAGAGGAGGGGGGAAUGUCCCUCUCUUAGUAAGGAGAACUUGAGGAAUGAUCGGGUUUCUGGUUGAGACGGUAGAUCAGAGUCCGUCCACCCCCCCCCCACACACACACACACUCACGUAUGGGUACUGAGCAACUAGAUUGUCAGAGGGGCUUAAAUGAAGCAGACAGGAAUCAGAACUCAUAAAACAGUCCAUUUUGCAUUAAGCACCUUGACAUAAAACACUUUCAUUUUGCCAGCACAUGCCAACUGCAAAGGAGAUUACCGGUUGGAAAAAAACUUUCUAGGCAUACCUUACAGAGGUCAUAUGGAUUUUGGGGGUGGGUGCUAGCUUCCUGCCAGAUCACGCCUGUUGCUCUUUCCAUAAAAAAAGGGGUAAACCUCCAGUCCAAAAGGAAUAUUUUUGCCUGCGCCUUCCUUUGCAAGAAUAGCUUAAAAAGGCAGGCAAAAUGUUACGGGCAGAGGGCUUUAUUUCUCUCUUCAGCUGGACUACUUGAGUGUAAAUGUGGGAAAAGGAAAACUGGUGGGGAGGAAAGAAUACAGUAAUAGAUUAUUUUCCCCCUCCUGUGCCAACUAGUUUCAACAUACUAAAUUGGAUUUGAAGGCAUCGUUGAAUUUUUGGACUAUAUCAGAAGCACAACGAGUUUCAAGAAAUUACAUUUUAACCAGAAGUUACGGAUUGAGUUUCACUUUAAUGUUGCCUGUUUAGGGACCAGAUGUCAUCCAUCAAAGCUGUGAAAAUAAACGUUCUCCACUAUAUUUUGGUUAGUUUUUAGAUGUAGACUAAUAUUUCAUUGAUAUUUUGUUCUAUUGUAUGCUGAGCAUAUAAUAACCAUCUAACGUCGUGCCUUUUCAAAGAAAACUUUUAAAAUCUUUAAACUUUCAGAGUCUCUCUUACCUUUUCUACGUUUCGUAUCCUUGGGGUUUUCUUCUUCUUUUUUUCUAGAAGGGUGGUUUUUUGUUUUUUUGUUUUUUGCAUAUUGCCUUUGGGAAUAUGGGGAGGGAUAGAGAUCGGGGGAUGGAAAGAGGGAAUGCUACACUCCUUUUAUACAUUCUGUUUUUCUGAAUAAAGUUUGAAGGUCUCUCAUUAUUCCUUCUCUGUUCCAUUCACUACUAGCUUCUAAGUAAUGCUA
Eublepharis macularius is the source of this 3896-nucleotide messenger RNA. RefSeq names its product SRY-box transcription factor 8 (gene SOX8). The transcript is spliced from 3 exons. The record is from RefSeq and is a predicted model, not a curated record. Gene Ontology annotation, biological process: peripheral nervous system development; morphogenesis of an epithelium; neural crest cell development. Gene Ontology annotation, cellular component: nucleus. NCBI's taxonomy places the organism in Eukaryota, Metazoa, Chordata, Lepidosauria, Squamata, Eublepharidae. The coding region runs from base 1 to 1389 and encodes 462 amino acids. Gene Ontology annotation, molecular function: DNA-binding transcription factor activity, RNA polymerase II-specific; RNA polymerase II cis-regulatory region sequence-specific DNA binding.